GGAGCUCGAACAGAUGGCGAAGGAGCAAGACAGGGAGUCGGAGAAGCAAGCCUUGCUGCGGGAGGUGGAGAACCACAAGAAGCAGAUGCUCAGGGGUUACCGUCAUACUACAACAUUGUGCUCUUGUGAUUUCAGCAAUCAGGCAGCUUGGAGAAAGGCAAAUCUAGCUUGCAAAAUUGCUAUCGACAACUCUGAGAAAGAUCAACUGCUGCAGGGAAGAGAUUCCUUAAGACAAAGGAAGACCACAAAGGAAAGUCUGGCAGAGAGUGCAAGUAACAUCACGGAGAGUCUGAUGGGCAUUAGCAGGAUGAUGUCCCAGCAAGUCCAGCAGAGUGAGGAGACUGUGCAGACCCUAGCCAAUUCUUCACGAACCAUCCUGGAAGCAAAUGAAGAAUUUAAGUCCAUGUCUGGGACAAUUCAGUUGGGGCGAAAGCUAAUAACAAAGUACAAUCGCAGGGAACUGACGGACAAGCUGCUCAUCUUUCUCGCCCUUGCCUUGUUCCUGGCCACGGUGCUCUAUAUUUUGAAAAAAAGACUCUUUCCAUUUUUGUAAAACUCCAAAGCUAAACUGAACUAUUACCGAAGAUCAGAAAGAGAUGGCAUAAUGAUGGUAGGGCUUUUAAAUAAAAUAAUAAAGGGAUAUUGCAAUAGCUAAAAGAGUGUUAGAGCAGGCAUGACUUUAUACUGUCCCCAUGCAGCGUACGACCUGCUUAAGAAGAGCUUAAAUGAGCA
Messenger RNA from Pterocles gutturalis (yellow-throated sandgrouse), 732 nucleotides. It is a transcript of the gene BNIP1, whose product is annotated as BCL2/adenovirus E1B 19kDa interacting protein 1. The transcript is spliced from 4 exons. Gene Ontology annotation, molecular function: SNAP receptor activity. NCBI's taxonomy places the organism in Eukaryota, Metazoa, Chordata, Aves, Pterocliformes, Pteroclidae. Gene Ontology annotation, cellular component: SNARE complex; endoplasmic reticulum. The record is from RefSeq and is a predicted model, not a curated record. Gene Ontology annotation, biological process: retrograde vesicle-mediated transport, Golgi to endoplasmic reticulum. The coding region runs from base 14 to 553 and encodes 179 amino acids.